UUAGACGAGAUCUCUCUAAGCUAUCAAAAAUGUCUGGCUAUCCCAAAACUCCAGCCGAGAUCAUGUGGUCAAAAAGGACGUGGUCUUAGUGACAUAACCAAGAUCGUCGGAGGUCAGAAUGCCUAUUCAGGCGAAUGGCCAUGGCAGGUCGCUCUUAUGGAUGAAAAGGGCAUAUUCUGCGGUGGUUCUUUGGUAUCAAAUCAAUAUGUAAUUACAGCAGCUCAUUGUGUCAAACAUGUAUACUGGAGUGGACUUAAGGUAAUACUAGGGAAAUACAACAUGUACAGUUAUGAGGGAGAUGAACAAGUCGUGGAUGUAAUGAGAAAUGAUAUUACCAUUCAUCCUCAGUAUGACAGACAAGCAUUCGAUUAUGAUAUUGCAGUUAUUAAACUGAAAAAAUCAGUCAGUUUCACAACAAGAAUAAAGCCUGUCUGCAUUAACACAGAAAUUGAUUUUACUGGUAUGCUUUGA
Xenia sp. Carnegie-2017 is the source of this 471-nucleotide messenger RNA. Its product is annotated as cationic trypsin-like. Gene Ontology annotation, molecular function: serine-type endopeptidase activity. Gene Ontology annotation, biological process: proteolysis. The coding region runs from base 157 to 471 and encodes 104 amino acids. The transcript has 2 exons. Lineage: Eukaryota; Metazoa; Cnidaria; Anthozoa; Malacalcyonacea; Xeniidae. The record is from RefSeq and is a predicted model, not a curated record.